Austrofundulus limnaeus is the source of this 300-nucleotide messenger RNA. RefSeq names its product inosine triphosphatase (nucleoside triphosphate pyrophosphatase) (gene itpa). The record is from RefSeq and is a predicted model, not a curated record. Gene Ontology annotation, biological process: nucleoside triphosphate catabolic process. NCBI's taxonomy places the organism in Eukaryota, Metazoa, Chordata, Actinopteri, Cyprinodontiformes, Rivulidae. Gene Ontology annotation, molecular function: nucleoside triphosphate diphosphatase activity. Gene Ontology annotation, cellular component: cytoplasm.
CCCGGUUCGGUCCUGUUCGUGYUCCGGGUGACUUUUCAUCAUGGCUGUCCCUGCUGGGAGAACUGUGGUGUUUGUGACUGGAAACGCAAAGAAACUGGAAGAAGUCAUUCAGAUACUCGGAGACAAGUUUCCCUACAAACUGGUGUCCAAAAAGAUUGACUUGCCAGAGUAUCAGGGAGAGCCAGAAGACAUUUCCAUACAGAAGUGUUUAGAGGCAGCACGGCAGGUGGAUGGACCAGUGAUCGUGGAGGACACCUGCCUGUGUUUCAGGGCUUUGGGAGGACUGCCUGGUCCUUACAU